This is a messenger RNA of Aspergillus versicolor CBS 583.65, 1482 nucleotides long. RefSeq names its product purine-cytosine permease family protein. NCBI's taxonomy places the organism in Eukaryota, Fungi, Ascomycota, Eurotiomycetes, Eurotiales, Aspergillaceae. The coding region runs from base 1 to 1482 and encodes 493 amino acids. Gene Ontology annotation, biological process: transmembrane transport. The record is from RefSeq and is a predicted model, not a curated record. Gene Ontology annotation, cellular component: plasma membrane. Gene Ontology annotation, molecular function: transmembrane transporter activity. The transcript has 4 exons.
AUGACCGCUGAACACUCCCCGGCGGAGGAUAUAUCCACCGUCGAGGCGCAGUCAAAGGGAAAAUUUCCCCGCGUACCUGACCGAUGGCUCUCUCGCAUCGCAAACUGGGGCGUUGAGCUCCGUGGUGUUGCUCCUGUGCCCAUUGAGGAGCGGACUGACACCCGGUUUAUCAAUGUAUUCUUUGUUUGGUUUACACUCAGCACAAAUUUACUACCGAUCAUCACCGGCAUGGUGGGCACGUUCGUCAUGGGGAUGAGUCUGCGCGAUGCGGCUUUGAUUAUCCUCUUCUUCAAUAUGCUCUGCACCAUUCCUCCGGCGUACUUUAGUACUUUUGGUUCCAGAACAGGACUGCGCCAGAUGCUUCAUGCUCGAUUUACCUUUGGAUACUAUCUGGUGUCAAUCAUCGUUGCGCUGAAUCUCUGCACUAUUGCUGGCUUCGGCGUUGUGUCUUGCGUAUUAGGCGGAUCAACGCUCUCAGCUGUCUCUGACGGCAGCAUUGACGACACCGCCGGCAUCGUUGUCAUCGGCGUCUGCGGGAUGGUCGUCUCCUUUGGCGGGUACAAGUUCCUACACCAGUAUGAGCGGUACUGCUGGCUGUUUGCCCUUGUUGCCAUCAUUAUAGCAACUGGUGUCGGUGGAAGCAGUCUCUCAGCACAAACACCGACUGCACCACCAACGGCCGCCACGGUGCUUUCGUUCGGCGGUGUCAUCGCUGGAUUCCUGAUCCCAUGGGCUGGAAUGGCCGCCGACUUCAGUGUGUACUGCGUCCCAACCGUCUCGACAACCCGCAUCUUCGCCUACACGUACCUGGGGCUAUUCGUCCCAACGGUCCUGCUUAUGACCCUCGGCGCAGCAAUCGGCUCCGCUACCCCAUCGAUCCCCUCCUGGUCAACCGGCUACAGCACCUACGGCGUCGGCGGUGUUCUUGAAUCCAUGCUCUCUCCCGCAGGGGGAUUCGGCAAAUUCGUUGCGGUUCUCCUCGCCUUCUCCCUCCUCGGAAAUCUCGGCGCCUCAAUGUACUCCAUCACACUAAACUUCCAGCUCCUCCUCCCCUUCUUCAUGAAAGUUCCGCGCUUCGUCUUCUCGGUAAUCUACACUGCAAUCCUAAUCCCUGUCUCCGUUGUCGCUGCGAAAUCGUUCUUCACGAACCUUGAGAACUUCCUGUACGUCAUCGCCUACUGGUCCGCGGCGUUCGUCUCUGUGGUCUUGGUUGAACACUUCCUCUUCCGACGGGGGGAUUGCGCAUCUUACGACGCGAGUACGGUGAAUUGGGACUCGCCGAAAUGUCUACCAACGGGGAUCUCCGCCAUCGGUGCAAUGGCGCUUUCAUUCGGCCUGAUUGUGCCUUGCAUGGGCCAGGCGUGGUUCACGGGCCCUAUCGCGGAGACUACGGGUGAUAUUGGGUUCGAGAUUGCACUGGUUCUGGCUGGGUUGCUGUAUGUUCCCUUGAGGUGGGCAGAACGGCGAAUCAGAGGUGUAUAG